Oryza sativa Japonica Group (Japanese rice) is the source of this 1874-nucleotide messenger RNA. Its product is annotated as enolase 1, chloroplastic. The record is from RefSeq and is a predicted model, not a curated record. Gene Ontology annotation, molecular function: phosphopyruvate hydratase activity; magnesium ion binding. NCBI's taxonomy places the organism in Eukaryota, Viridiplantae, Streptophyta, Magnoliopsida, Poales, Poaceae. Gene Ontology annotation, biological process: glycolytic process. Gene Ontology annotation, cellular component: phosphopyruvate hydratase complex.
CUUCUUCCUGCCACCUCGCGGCCUCCGCCCCCCAACGACCUCCUCCGCCGCCGCCGCCGCGACAUAAAAACCGGCGAUCCCCCCCUUAACUCCACCCUCUCUCGCCAGCACUGAUGGCCCACCGCCUCCUCCUCCCCACCAACCCCCUCCUGCCCCCCGGCACCGGCACCGCCACCCCGCGGCGGCGCCCCGUCGCCGCCACCGUCCGCGCGGCGCUCGCGACGUCGGCGGAGGAGGCGAGGGCGGCGACGGGGGCGGAGGUGGUGCGGUCGAUCCGGGCGAGGCAGAUCGUGGACAGCCGCGGGAACCCCACCGUGGAGGUCGACCUCGUCGCCGGGGACGGGCGGCUGCACCGCUCCGCGGUGCCCAGCGGCGCAUCCACGGGGAUCUACGAGGCGCUCGAGCUCCGCGACGGGGACGGGGCGGCGUACGGCGGGAAGGGCGUGCUCAACGCCGUCCGCAACAUCAACGAGGUCAUCGCGCCCAAGCUCGUCGGCGUCGACGUCAGGAACCAGAGUGAUGUUGAUGCAAUCAUGCUAGACAUUGAUGGAACUCCGAACAAGUCAAAAUUGGGUGCCAAUGCUAUUCUUGGAGUCUCUUUAAGCGUAUGCAGGGCUGGUGCUGGUGCAAAGGAAGUUCCUUUAUAUAAACAUAUUCAGGAGUUGGCUGGAACAAAGGAGCUUGUCAUGCCCGUCCCAGCUUUCAAUGUAAUAAAUGGAGGUAGCCAUGCGGGCAACAAUCUGGCCAUGCAGGAGUUCAUGCUUUUACCUGUGGGAGCAUCUUCAUUUUCUGAGGCUCUUCGCAUGGGUAGUGAAGUUUACCAUGCCCUAAAGGGCAUCAUUAAGGCGAAAUAUGGUCAAGAUGCAUGCAAUGUUGGAGAUGAAGGUGGCUUUGCUCCUAAUGUUCAAGACAACAGAGAAGGCCUUGUCUUGCUUAUGGAUGCCAUUGAGAAGGCAGGCUACUCUGGAAAGAUUAAAAUUGGAAUGGAUGUUGCAGCAUCAGAGUUUCUUACAAAGGAUGGAAGCUAUGACUUAAACUUUAAGAAUCAGCCUAAUGAUGGAGCUCAUGUUCUUUCAGCCCAGCGUCUCUGUGAUCUGUACAAAGAAUUUGUCAAGGAUUUCCCCAUUGUAUCAAUUGAGGACCCUUUCGAUCAAGAUGACUGGAGCUCAUGGGCAUCAUUGCAGUCUUCAGUUAAUAUCCAAAUUGUGGGGGAUGAUUUACUCGUCACGAACCCAAAACGUAUUGCAGAGGCUAUUGGCAAGAAGGCUUGCAAUGCUCUUUUGCUGAAGGUUAAUCAAAUUGGCACUGUCACUGAAUCAAUUCAAGCUGCUCUUGAUUCAAAAGCUGCUGGUUGGGGCGUGAUGGUCAGCCACAGGAGUGGGGAAACGGAAGAUAAUUUCAUCGCAGAUCUGGCUGUUGGUUUAGCAAGUGGUCAGAUCAAAACUGGUGCUCCAUGCCGUAGCGAGAGACUGGCAAAGUACAAUCAGCUUCUGCGGAUCGAAAUGGAGCUAGGCAAUGUGCGCUAUGCUGGGGAGGCAUUCAGGUCUCCCUAAGAAACAUACAUACCACACAACAUUCGGAAAGAGUCGCUUGUGUACUGUUGAGUAGAAAUAAGGUCUUGUACUAUUGAGGCAUCCUUAUUUUUUUUCUUAUCUUUUUGCAACUUAAUCUAUUGGAUGCAUGGUUGUAUAUGCAUCUGUAGCUUGUGCUACAGGAGAAGCCAUCCGAGAGACCGCUAAUGCUAGGAAACGAGCUGUAUUUCCUCAACAUGAUUAGUAACAUUUUUUGCCAUGCAUUAUUUAUCAAACUAAUCGGCUGUCUGAAACAUGGGAAAUUCUUCCCCAUUUACAGGAAGUUCACCCCCAAAUUCUUUA